AAGGAUGGUAAGCAUGAUGGAAGACUCGGCCUUUUCUCGUUUCCUUUGCGCAAAGAAGUCUUUCCGACAAAACGAAAAAAAAAUCCCAUUUUUCUACUCGGCGGCAUCGAAUCCCAGUCUUUCCGAUCCCUUAGAUUAGAUCUCUCAUUCGCAACGAUUCCAAAACCAAAACCCUAGAUCUUGACGACGAACCUAGCCACCCCUCUCGAUUCCUCAAUUUCUCCGACGCCGUCAAGUAAGGCCCUUGGUUCUCGAUCCGGUUCGUCCUUUCCUGACUCCCCGGUUUCGUUUUGCCUGAUUCGUUCUCAAAAUCCUUGUCCUCCGAGCUGAUCCAAUGGAGGCAAAAUUUUAGUGAGGCUGGUUACUGCCAGAACUGCUUUGAUCAAUCCUUGACUACUUGUAUCAGUAGCCACUAGAGGUCCAGAUGGAUGCUGAAUCUCAGCACCUAUCCCAUGAGCCCAUGCUGUCACUGGAGCAUGCACAACUAAGUAGCAAUUCAUUUCGUCAUUCCAGCCAACAGGAGGCACACUGCUUGGUAUGCAGAAGAGCUUUCUCUCUGGAGGCUGAGGUGAAUGAGGGCUUUGAAGCAAUAUCCAUAUGCAGAGAGUGUAAAAUUAUGGUUCUUGAAGAUAAUGAGGGAAAUAUCACCUUGAGAGAUAUUCGCCGGAGGAGGCGACAGAGAGGAAGAUCCAGGUUUGGUAAUUCAGAAUCGAUGGAGGACUCAUUCUCACAGCAGUUCUCUCAUCUUAUCAAUUUGGCCAGCCAGAAUCACGAGUCUCUUUUUGAAGGUGACACUUCAGUUACUGUCCGGCAGCAUGCAAGAUAUUAUGCAGCUCGGAGCAGGUCUCGAAGACGGCAUAGGGCUUUAUCUGAUAAUGAUAGUGAUGGUCUCGAUCACGUGGACUCCAUGUUUGGCGAGAGUGAUUCCAACUUAAGUUUUGGUGGCUAUGGAGGAGACUCAGAUGCUUCCUUGGAUAGAAAUAGUUUACUCGAUAGAGAAAUAUUCUUUCCACCUGACAGUGAGAGCUAUGUCUUCACAGAUACAGAUAUUGACCCAAUGCAUGCAGGUCUGGACCAAUGGAACUCAGAUGACCAAGAUGAAGAAGAUGGAGAGUGGGAAGACGCUGAUUUCGAUGAAAAUAAUGCUUUUGUGGAUCAGCAUCAGCAGUUCCAGGAUGCUAAUAGUAGUCCAAGUGGUAUUGGUGAGAGUGAGAGGGGAGCUCAAGAUGGUGCCUGGGUUAACUGGAGGAUGGGGGCAAGCCAACAAGUACAUUAUGUUGAUAUUUUUGCUGACUUAGAGUCAGACCUAAGACCGCCCUAUGUUGGGAAUCCAGGUGACUAUCUUGAUGCAAGAGGUUUUGAGGAGCUCCUUGAGCAGCUUGCAGAAAAUGAUGGUUCAAGAAGAGGAGCACCACCUGCAGCAGCAUCUUUUGUGGCAAGUCUUCCUUCUGUGAUCAUUUCCAUGGACCAUGAGAGGAAUGGUAGCUUGAUUUGUGCAGUCUGUAAGGAUCCGUUACCCAUCAAUACUGAAGCAAAGCAGCUUCCUUGUAAGCACUUGUAUCAUCCGUCCUGCAUCUUGCCGUGGUUAGCUGCAAGGAAUUCAUGCCCGGUUUGCAGGUAUGAACUUCCAACAGAUGACCCAGAAUAUGAGGGAAAGAGGAGCAUGAUGAGCAGAAAUGAAGUGCACGAUACCCAGCAGCCGGACCCAGCUGAGGAAAGUUCCUAUGAAGUAUUAAGUGAGAUGGAAACUGAUGAAGGUCAUGAACCCAAUCAUGGAAGAGUGCAGCAGGGUGGUUCAGAAGAUACCGCGCAAAUAGGAGAUGGAUCGAGCAGAGAGAGUAGCAGAGGUGGAUGGCUGUUUCUUGCUGCUGCCCCAAUUGUUAGUAUAGUUGGUAUGGUUCUAGUUCUAUGGUUUCGAAACCCUAGGAGUGAAGGAAGGAUCCACUGCAAUACUCGGGAACCAGAUUCCCAGCAGCUUCACAGGUCUCUGAGCACCAGAGCUGCAGCUGAUAGAAACAGGAGAUGGUGGUCUAUUUUUUAAGUGUAAUCACUGUUCAAUUUAUGUAUUAUUUGAUUGUACUGGUUUUCUUGUUUGCGACAGUUCUUUGUGCUGAUACUUCUGUAAAGUUUCAUAUUGGAGUGUGCUUUCCAUGCGUGCCAUUUUUUAA
Elaeis guineensis (African oil palm) is the source of this 2168-nucleotide messenger RNA. RefSeq lists its product as uncharacterized. Gene Ontology annotation, molecular function: ubiquitin protein ligase activity. The record is from RefSeq and is a predicted model, not a curated record. Gene Ontology annotation, biological process: protein ubiquitination. Gene Ontology annotation, cellular component: cytoplasm. NCBI's taxonomy places the organism in Eukaryota, Viridiplantae, Streptophyta, Magnoliopsida, Arecales, Arecaceae.